UUUCAAAAACGUUCCAUAUCCCGCUCCCUCUGUCCGUCUCUCUCGCCCGAAAGAGCAAGCGCAUCGAUCUCCUCUUCUCAGAGAGAAUCUCGCUCUCUGGGAGCAAGAAAACCCAUCUCUCUCUUUCUUUCUCUCUUUCUCUGUGGGUGAAGGCCAAGGCUGAUCUGCUUGUUCAGUGAAGAGUCGUUCAAAAGCUGAUUCUUAUGAAGGCCUUGCGCGAGUCCAGUUAGAUUUUCGAUAGACAAAUUCUUGGUACUGAUGUUAUUCAAGUUGCACUGGUAACGAUCCUUGAGAAAUGGAAGCCGUUUGUAAAGAGCUGGAUGAAACCAAGGCCGCAAUGGCAAAGCUUAUGGAAGAAUAUAAAGCCAAAUCGAGCUUGGCUGAGAGUCUAAGGACAGCUCACGAUGGUCAACUUGCAAAGAUCCGUGAAAUGAAGCAGCAAAUAGAAAAUCAGGCCGAAGAACUAAGGGUGAAGAGUAUGGAAAUCAACGAUUCCAGAAAAUUAUAUGAAGAACUGAACUCUAGUUUCCAUGAGAAAGAGGUCUCUCUGAGACAAUUAAACUCCACAUAUGAACAUCUCCGGGAAAGUUACUCUGAAAAAUUGCGAAAAUGUGAAGAGGAAAAGAAAGAGCUAAUCUCUGCUUUGGAUGGUGCAACUGCAAAAUCUGAUGAUCAAGAGCAGAAGAUUCUAUUAUUCAAAAAGGAGAUUGAGGACCUCAAGCGGGCUUUGUCCAUUUCACAGACGAAGUGUUCUGAUGCAGUUGGAAAGGCCGAAACCAUGAUCACUGCAAUGAAGCAAAUGGAACUUGAUAUAGAGUCCAAGAAUGCCUGUCUCCUGGAAUGGUCUGAGAACAAGACAAAAUGUGAUAUUUUGAAGAUAAAGCUUGCCGGGAUGGAAGCAGAUCUUGCAAAGGAAAGCUCUCAAAGGAUAGCAGCACAAAACACUUUGAACGAGUUAAAACAAAGAGAUGGUGUUCUCCACAAGUAUGAGGAAGAAAACAGUAAUUUGAAGGAGCAGCUUAAGUGGAAGAAAGAGCAGUUUCUGCAUCUUGAAGAAGCUCACAAAAAACUUCAGGAUGAGUUUCAGGAUAAAACAUGUGAAUGGCAGGUAGAGAAAAAUGAACUUCUGGACGAGGUUGGGAAGCUGCAAAAUGAUAUGGACUCCCAAACAAGAAUGUUGGAUGAUACAAAGUCAAGAUUGCAGAUGUGUCAUCAAGCACUUGCUCAUGAAGAAAGCCGGAGAAAAUUGCUGGAAAUUAAGGUGAAUGAAUCACAGGUUGGCUAUGAAAACAUUGCAGCAGAGUUCCAGGAGGCUAGAUCCAUGAUUGAGAGCUUGACAAUGAACAGGGACGAAGAAAUAGCUGGCUUAAGAGGCUCACUGACAGAAAAGGAAACUCUUUUAAAGGAGAUGGAACAUAAACUAGUUCACCUUGAACAAGAAAAUCAGGAACUUCAGGUGAUGGUAAAUGAUCUCCAAAAGUCCCAAAUAGCUGAAGCUAGGAUGUCUGGUUCAGUAUCAAAACUGCAACAGAAAUUUAAAGCAUUGGAGCAGAUACACAAGGAGUGUUCAAAAAUCCUCGAAAAAAAAGAAGCAGAAUGGUCUUUAAAAGUAGACAAGCUGGUUGCACAUUUGGAUGAAUGUCAAGCUGAUUUACAGGGCAGGAACAAUCAGGUACGUGAUUUGCAGUUGGAACUGGAAAAUUGCCAUAGCUUGUUGUCUGGACUUCUUUCCCAAAAUGAGGAAUUUUCUGUGAUUCUGCUGGUGGUGAGAUCAGGAGUUCUGCAAACACAGUCAGAACUUGAUGCUUCAAGACUUCAGAUUGAACAUUAUGUCAGGAAGAAAGAACAGGAGAUCUCCAAUCUCAAGGAACUAGUGGCAGAGAAGGAAAGAGAGUUGGACAAUAUCCUAUCUGAGAUGGAAAACGCCAGAGCAAAUACAGACACCUUAUUGAUGAGAAUUGAGUCACUAGAUGCUCUUGAACAGCACUCCUCUACCUUGAAAAAGGAGCUUCAACAGCAUAAAGAAAUGCUUGAUGAAUCACUGAACCACCAGAGUCACCUAAAAGAACAAGCCAUGCAAAAAGAAAAUUCUCUGAAGCAAGACCUAAACAAUGCUGCAGAUGAACUAGAAAAAGCUCACAUUGAAUUAGCUGACAAAGCACGUAGAGAAUUGGAGAUGGCUUAUGAGUUACAGAGAUGGAAAUCUGUUGCUGAGCGAUUAACAGUUGCACAAGCAGAAACUGAAGAUCACAGACAAACAUAUCAGGCGCUAUUUCAAAGGCAAGAGAGAGAGACUGAAGUUCUCGUUCACAACAUAGAAGCAAGGUUUAAACAGGAAAAGGAAAACUACCUUCAAAUUAUUGAUUCCAAAAAUUUAGAAUUGGAGCAGUUCAAAGAAAAAGUGCCUCUCCUGGAACAGAGGUACGAGGAUGCAAUUAAUGUCUCCCUUAGAGAAAAGCAAUUCAAAGUUGAAAAACUUACUACUGAGCUGUUGAAUAGCCAGGUUAUCAUUGACAAGUUGUCUGCAAUUCAUAUUCUGGAUCAAGUUGAUGUUGAAAUGAAAGAUAGUUGGAUUAUGGAGCUAGAGGAACAAACUGGAAAUCUGAGAGAAGACCUUGAAUCUCAAAAAAGGUUGCACGCUGUCCUUCACAAACAGUGUGAGCUUCUAAAGGAAAAGUUGGAGUCUGUGGAGUCUUCUGAAUAUAAGUGGAAAGGAAUACUUAAGCAAAUGGAAGAAAGAAAUAAAAGCCUGAAGCAAAAACUAGAAUCAGAACAAAGAAGUUCGUUUGAAUUAAAGGAACAAGUCGAGGCACUUGAAUUGGAGAAACUGCAUGCUGGAGAGUUGCUGUCUGUACCAAAAGAACGAGUAGACCAAUUAAACUCUAGGUUGAGGUCCAUGGAAUUUACUAUGAAUGAGAAUAGUAACAUAAUUUCCAAACAAAGGGAAGAAAUUGAUGGUUUGUUGGUUAAGUUGCAAUCGGAAGGGAGUUCAUCAUCUGAAUUGAAGAAACAAAUUCAGCUUCUUGAAGAUGAACUAAACCAGAAAUUGAAUGCUGAGGAAGUGAUGAUAGCUUCGCACCAAGAACAGUUACUGCAGUUUGAUGCGAAACUAAGGUCAAUGGAAUCAAAUAAAAGCAUGGAUAAGGACUUAAUAUGUAAGCUGGAAAAACAAACUGAAGAUUUGCAACAGAAACUGGUACAGGAAGAGAGUCUUUCAAUAAAGCUGAGGGAAAGAAUCCAGGUGCUAGAAGAUGAGUUGGACCAGAAGUUACAUGCUGAAGACGAACUGCUUAGCCUGCAGCAGCAACAAAUAGAGCAAGCUAAUGCUAAAUUAAGAUCAAUGGAGGCUAGUAAAAGUGAAUUAAGCCAUACAGUUGACAAUUUAGAGGAAGAAAUUAAAGGCCUGAAGCAGGAACUUGUAUCGAAAGAAGCACUGGCAUCUGAAUUAAAGGAAAGGGUGGAGCUGCUUGAAGGAGAAUCAGAUACGAAGUUGCAUGCUGAGGAAGAGCGGCAAGCUUUUCUGCAAGAAGAGAAUAAUCUGCUUAAUUCUAAAGUACAAUCCAUGGAAACUGCUAAUAAUGAGUUGAACAAUGUCAUACUCAAAUUGAAAGCUGACCUUAGGCUCGCCACUGAGACAAAUCAGACGCAAGCUAUCCGGUUGAGGAAUUUUCAGGAGGAACUGACAAAUUUGAAUGAUACCAUUAGAACUUUGUCUGAUGAGAGAGACGAGAUGAAAAGAAGAAUGGCGUUCUUCACCAAAUUGCCAAAUCAAAUAGAUGAGGUUUUAUGCCAGGAUUUAAACCUCUUGAGCAGUUUCCAGUGCAUAAUGGAGGGUCUUGCAAUCAACGGAGAUGAGAAAGACGAAAUCGAACCACUUGCUUCUGUUUGUGCGCCGUUCUCAGAUAUCCAGGAGCAAACCGUCGCAGUCUUAAUAAGGCAAAACCAAAAACUUCUGGAGGAUUUGGACAAAUCAACUCCCAGGAAAGGGGCAUACAGGACGACAACUGAAGAAUCUCAGAGGCUAAUUUCUGCUUCUCAAAAAUAUGGAACUGACAGAAGUCUUGAGAGAUUACCACUGAAAGAAUUAAAUGGUUAGUUGCAGUAUGACGAAGUGGGCAAUUGUUUUGAGUUUCUGCUCUAUGAGCAAGCACGAAUCACCACUGGUGGAUGCCCUAGCAACUGGGGCAUUUUGCCGUCACUGAACUUGUUUCUAAGAAGCAAUAGAGCAAUGUAAAUUGCCAAUUCUUUCUGAGAAAUGCAUUUUGGCUUUAUUGUUGGUAAUUUGAUUUUGAUUUCUUUGA
Nymphaea colorata (pocket water lily) is the source of this 4301-nucleotide messenger RNA. RefSeq lists its product as uncharacterized. The record is from RefSeq and is a predicted model, not a curated record. Bases 296 to 4096 code for a protein of 1266 amino acids. The transcript has 4 exons. NCBI's taxonomy places the organism in Eukaryota, Viridiplantae, Streptophyta, Magnoliopsida, Nymphaeales, Nymphaeaceae.